AUGCAGCCGACAAGGUGGCUCUUGCAAGGCCGAUCCGUGUGGAAGGGUAAGCCCUUUUCUGUUCCUACCCCUAUACUCAACUCACACGAAGUAACAACUAACCACCACCACCUGCAGGGCCGCACAUCGUACCCCUCGCCAUCGUGCGCCCUCGCCAAGGCGAAAAAGUCAAGCCGAUCCGCACCCAAGCCCGCGCCGCCACCAUCCUGCCUAGUUUCGUCGGCCCUCAAGUUCCAGGUGUACAACGGCAAGGAAUACCACGACGUCGAGAUCACCGAGGAGAUGGUCGGCCACAAGCUCGGCGAGUUCUCUCCGUACGUUCCGUUCCGUUCCGUUCCGCCCCGUUUCUCUGCUCGGAAUUACUGGUUACUUUCCUAUUCGAAUACUAACACUAGCCUUACUCCAUCCAGGACGAGAAAACCCUUCAUCUGGUCACGACGGUAA
Messenger RNA from Daldinia childiae, 444 nucleotides. RefSeq names its product putative mitochondrial ribosomal protein s19 protein. The transcript has 2 exons. Gene Ontology annotation, biological process: ribosomal small subunit assembly; translation. The coding region runs from base 1 to 444 and encodes 147 amino acids. The record is from RefSeq and is a predicted model, not a curated record. Lineage: Eukaryota; Fungi; Ascomycota; Sordariomycetes; Xylariales; Hypoxylaceae. Gene Ontology annotation, cellular component: cytosolic small ribosomal subunit; ribosome. Gene Ontology annotation, molecular function: structural constituent of ribosome; RNA binding.